This is a messenger RNA of Colletotrichum siamense, 1290 nucleotides long. RefSeq names its product putative sucrose utilization protein SUC1. Gene Ontology annotation, biological process: DNA-templated transcription. The record is from RefSeq and is a predicted model, not a curated record. Bases 1 to 1290 code for a protein of 429 amino acids. Lineage: Eukaryota; Fungi; Ascomycota; Sordariomycetes; Glomerellales; Glomerellaceae. Gene Ontology annotation, molecular function: zinc ion binding; DNA binding. The transcript is spliced from 2 exons.
AUGUCGUGCUGUGCCAAUAUCGCUUUGGACCCCGACAUACUGUCAACUCCUGCGGAUUUAUCCAACCUACAACAAAGCAGUUCAGCAGGGAUCAAUCUUCCUCCGGUUGACUUCUUCCUCUCAGAAGCUCUGCGAUCAAGAAGAUACCACAAUGUCGCCGAUACGCAGUCACUUGCACAAGUCCAAACCUCAUUCUUCCUCUACUGCAUCUACUUCUGCCUCAACAACGACAACGCAGCAUGGUUUUACAUCCGUGAGGCCAUGACCAUUCUGCAAACGCUACGAUAUCAUGAAGAAGCAAGAUACAACGAAAUCGCCGACGCUUCCACCAAAAAAUACGCACGGCGCAUCUUUUGGGUGCUGUUCAUCACAGAGAGAGCCUAUGCAAUGCAACGGCAUCGGCCAUUGACGCUGCAGCCUAUGCUGGAUCUUCCCCAGAUCGACCCGCUCAGCCCCGAUGCCAAAAUUCUGCCCGGCUUCCUGGAGCUCAUUUCCCUAUUCCGGCCUUUUGACACGGAUUUCAUCGCCACAUGGAACUCAUCUACACCAUCGUCGACAUCAAAAUCGGCAGAGCCUGAACAGCUGGCGCGGCUACAAAACACUCUAUCAAAUGCACUCGCGAACGUAUCCAACUUUUCUCCGAUGCAGCAGGCUGAUCUUCUCAUCACCCGGGAAUGGCUGAAAGUCAUUGUGUGGAAGCUCUGUGUGUCGAGGACACUGCUAUCGGGGACCGACAGUGAGGACAGCAUGUCGCUCAGCUAUCCGACUACCAUCGCACGAGAUACCGUGCUCGUCUCCAGGCUCUUGCCCACCACAGCGUUUGAAGCCAAUGGUGUCGGCAUCUUGGAAAAGGUGUUUGAUGUCGGAUGUUCAUUGGCAGAUCUUUUAUCUUUGAACCCACCCACAAUUAUCACGUCAGUCAUGGAUGUUGGGCCCAUUGAUAUCUUAAUGGAGACGGUGAGGAUAGCAGGGCAGAAGUUUGGAGAUGGCUACAAGCACCUGGAUAUCUUGGUCGAUAAAGCGAACUUUUGCCUUUUGAUGAAUCAGCAGCACUGCGAGUACCACGACGGCAACAUCCAGCUCCAGCAGUUCUACCGCAUCAUCAUCAUCACCCUCAAGCUCUACCCACUCUUCCUCCACCUAUUCGUCAUCAUCGUCCUCCCCUUCAUCGACGUCAGCUUUGGCGUCCUCGACGAGUUCGAGCACCCCUUCGGCAAGCAGUUCCGCCCAGCCAUCGUCCAGCAAUACCCCAUCGAGAUCAGCUACUACCUCCGCCCCGUCACAAACUAG